Eriocheir sinensis (Chinese mitten crab) is the source of this 6252-nucleotide messenger RNA. RefSeq names its product polyisoprenoid diphosphate/phosphate phosphohydrolase PLPP6-like. The record is from RefSeq and is a predicted model, not a curated record. The transcript is spliced from 5 exons. Bases 178 to 822 code for a protein of 214 amino acids. Gene Ontology annotation, molecular function: sphingosine-1-phosphate phosphatase activity. Lineage: Eukaryota; Metazoa; Arthropoda; Malacostraca; Decapoda; Varunidae.
GUGGUGAGUGUGCCUGGCCUGGCGUGUCUGUGUCCCGCUGCGGUGCUCGGUAACAGUCUGCCGUGCGGUAAUUACUGGCGCCCGUUAUCUCAGGCUGCCGGCGGGGGGUAGUUACCUACGUGUUCUUGUGUUGGGCAGCAAGGCAAAGCAUCAUCAUCAUCAUCAGCAGCAGCAGCCAUGGGUGAGAAGAGGGUGGUGCCACAGCCUCUCAAGAAGCUGCUGGACUGGGAUGCGGUCAUGACGGACAAGUUUGUCAAAUUUGUCGACAAAAAACACGGGCCACUGAGCAAAUACAAGGGAACGCUGAAGGGGCUGGAGUACUCUUGUCAUGGCAUCCCGUGGCUCAUCGGAACGGCCACUUUCAUCUUCCUCCUGCAAGACUCCUCCAUUCGGCAACUCCUCGUCAAUAUCUUCAUAGCUCUCAUCCUGGACAUUGUGGUGGUGGCGGUGGUGAAGGCCAUUACCAGGAGGAGGCGACCACUGGCAAACAAGGACGAGGAGAUGUUCGCCGCGAUGAUGGUGGACAAAUACUCCUUCCCUUCUGGACACAGCACUCGGGCCGUCAUGUUGAGCUUCCUGUUACCCAUGCAGUACGACCUCUUCCUACCCUUCUCCAUGGCGCUAGUGGCAUGGGGCGGUGCUGUCUGCAUCUCCCGUGUCCUCCUGCACCGCCACCAUAUCCUGGAUGUCGCCGGAGGGGUGGCUAUAGGGUUCAUACAGGCUGUGGUUGUGUCUGCUCUCUGGCUCUCGGAAGAAUCUGCAGCGGGUGUGGUUAACUUCUUCCUGGAUGAGACGCAGGUUGGGGCGAGCUAUGAUGUGUGAGGGAGGAUGGGAAGAAGUCAUCGAGGUAUAAGCCUGUAUUUUUAAACAUAUCGGCACCUCCGUUCGCAUGUUUUGAAAGCCUCUCGUGGAAGUUGCUGGGCUCUUCAUGGGCUGUCUUCUCCUAUCAUUCCUUCCCCUUCUGUCUCUCUCUGGCAUAUGACCACAUGUUGCGCUGACUAAACAAAACUUUCCAAACUUUUCAUGGGGUGUUUUUUUGUGAUCCCAGCGAUAGUUUUACACGGCUUAGGUAUUUUGAACGGGAAAGUUGCCCAUGAAAUCUCGGUUAGUCUUCUCUGUGGCCUUGGGAAAAAGUUGUAAUGGGAGACCGAUAUGUUUAAUGAUAUGCGCCUUAGAGUAUAGAAUAUAUAGAGAGGUAUAAAGUAUGGGUAUAGAGAUGAAUCGAUAGUUAGAGAAAUAAGAACAUAAGAGCAUAAGGAGUCUGCAAAAAUAGGAGAACUAGGAAAAGAAUAGAUAGUUUUAGGUAGAAAGAAAGAAUGGGAUAGUUAGAUAAAGGGACACAUAUAGAGAGAAAUAGAAAUAGGAAGGAGAGGAAGAAGAAUAAGAGGAGUAGGCAGCUUUUAGGUAGGUAGGAAUAAGGAAAUAGGAAAACGGUUUGAUAGGUAUAAGAAAAGGAGGAAGAGGGAUAGGAGAGGAGGAGGUAGAAAAAAGAGAAUAAGUAGAGAGGAGAAGAGGUUGAGAUGAGUGAAUUUGUAGGUAGGAAAUGGUGUGUUGAUAGGUAGAUAUGGGAGGAGAGAGGAAGAGCGAAAGAGAGUAUUAGAAGUGUUCACAUUUGAUUUCAGGGACUUAACGUGUGUGUGUGUGUGUGUGUGUGUAUGUGACUAAUGCUGACGUGUGUGUAUUUGCAUUGCUUCUUCAUUAACAUGUAUUUAUACGUUUAAAACACCAUAUAUAUAAGCGUUUCACGAGUAAGGUAAACUGUGUAUUUACCUUGUUGUAUUUUACGUAGUUGUGACAUACAGGAAAAGAGAUACGCUCGCGCUGUCCCGUCUCCAUAUCUCCCUCCACUUUCUUCCUUCUCCUUCUCUCCAUAUCACAAGUGCUUUCCUCUUCUCUCCAAUUUUUCCUCCUCUCUCCCUCCCUUUCCUCCACUUUCUUCCCUCUCCUUCUCUCCAUAUCACUAGUGCUUUCCUCUUCUCUCCAAUUUUUCCUCCUCUCUCCCUCCCUUUCCUCCACUUUCUUCCCUCUCCUUCUCUGGUGAAUGGUGUUGACGUGGUGGUGAUGAAUGGUGUUGAUUUGGUGGUGAAUGGUGUUGAGUGGUGGUGUAUUUCAGGGUGUUGUUGUUCUUGUUCUUGUUGUUCUUGUUGCAGCAUUUACGAGCGAAAGGUGGUGUGUGUGUGUGUGUGUGUGUGUGUUUUGAUGCCUCGUAGAGCGUUUUUUUUUCUAUUCUGUAUUUUUUUUUAUAAUGCAUAAGAACACGGACAGCGACAGAGUUCCCCAAUAUGAAAGAUCAAUUGACGUCUCGGUAAUGUCUUCAUAGUACUCUCUAUUAUUACUUCAUUUAUUUAUUUUUAUAUGGCAGUGGAGACAGAUUAAGGGCUAAGAAUAAGGUGUAGCUGAAAAUGUCCAUAACACAUUACAUUACACUUGCAAAACACUCAUUUCUCGGUGUCUCAGGUGCUUGUGGGAUGCUGAACAGGCUGAGUAUAGUGUCUGCUCUCCUCCCUCUUCACCUGGUUUGUCUUGUAAUAUUAACAAGGGCCUGGGAACAACACACUGCCUUCCAACACUCCCUUCUUCUACACACUCCGUUUUUUGAGAUACAGAUAGGGAAAAGGAAGGAAGGAGAUGGAACAGGAAGGAGAGAGAGGAAGAAAAAAGGGGAAAAAGAAAGGAGAAGAUGGAGGAGGAAGAAAGAAAAGAGGAAGAUGGAAGAAGAGAAGGAAGGUCCUGAUAUUGAUUUCUUAUACUUAGUCAAGAUGUAUUUGAUAAUGUGGUUUGAGUGCUUACAAUAAGACUUAAAAACUGAGAAAUUGAACCCAAAUGAAAAGAAGGAAGCAGUUUAUGUAGGAAAGUGAUAGACUGGUCCAUCUAUUAAUUCCUUGUACUUAAUGAAGAUAAAGUUAAUAGGAGUUUAGUUUGAGUGCUUUUAAGGAGACUGAUAACUUAGGAACUUACCCAAAAUUGCAGGAAAGAAGUACGUUCAGUCUCAUAGAGGAAGGGAACAGACUGUGGCAAGGAUAACUGUCCAGUCUUUAAUUCCUUGAAGUUGUAUAUGCUAAAGUUUGGUUUGAAUGCGUAUAAUGAGACUGAUAAGAACUGAGAAACUGGACCAAGAUUAAAAGAAGGAAGCAGUUUUAUGUAGGAAAGUGAUACUCGUAGGGGUAACUUCAGAUUAUAUUUCCUUGUACUUAAUGAAGAUUCUCACCCUGCAGCUAUAAUAUGUGGCCUUAGAUUAAUGAAGGUGCAGUAGUAGUGAGUUAACGGGAUACUACAGGAGUCUUCCCUCAGUUUCCCUCCUUUUUAGCAGAUCAGGGAGUUCGUUUUGGGGCAAGAUCUAGAGUUUUAGAAUCGGGUUGUAUCCUUUUUAAUAGAUGGUGUGUUAGGUUUUAGGGAAUAUUUUUCAAACACAUGACUCACCUAUAGAAGUGUGGGCUGUGAAGAAAAUAUAGGACUUUCGUAUCAGUUCGUACCUUUGAAACAGAUGGUUCGUAAUUGGGGGUUACUAAGUUAAUUGUGGAUUUUGAUUUUAUUACAUGCCAUAUCUUGUUAUUAAACCCUUAGAUGUGUGAGCUGUGAAGAAAACGUACGGUAGGACUUUCAUAUCAGUUCGUACCUUUGAAAUGAUGGUUCGUAAUUGGGGGUUACUGUGUUAAUUGUGGAUUUUGAUUUUAUUACAUGCCAUAUCUUGUUAUUAAACCCUUAGAAGGUGGCAGUUUUUGAAGGGUAGCUCCCCCAAAAUGAAUCGUCUACAUACGAGCCUGCAUAACGAUUGGCCGGUGUCAUUAUUGGCCUUUUACCUAUAAUAGCAGCUAAGGAAAGGCCAACCAGGUGUGAAAACAGGUGAAUGACGUCAAUAUCUUCCUAAAACAACUACUAUCAACCCCUCAAACAGCUGUGAAGAAGGAAAAAGAAUAGGAAAAUGAUAUCCAACUCCUCAUAAAGUCACUGCAGCAGAAAUAUAGUUAUGCCGCAUAAUCGAUGUUUUAACUAUCUUCUACAUAUAUAGUCUACUGGCCAUCUGGAAGUGUUGUCAUAUUUCUGCCAUACAAAACUGACUGACUGAAUUUUGUACCAUCUCAACGUUGCCAGAUUGUCGUACUCAGGUGCUUAUAUUUCCCAACUUCCGACCCCAAAACUGUCUUCUGGGUUCCAAUAACAAAACUCAUUUAUAGUUAUUGUUAAAAGAGUUAGAUCCUGAUGUUUUGUGGCAAUAGUUAGGCGUCAGAAACCGGUAAAUACUCACAACCGAGAGAGCCCGGGUUCGAUUCCCAGGCGGAGUGGAAAAAUUUGGGCGGCUUUUCCGAUACUCUAUGCCCCUGUCCACCCAGCAGUGAACAGGUACCAGGUAUUAAUCGGGGGUUGUGUCCCGUCUCCUGGUAUCUGUUCCCUUCUCCUACAAUUCCUUCCCCUUGUGUCUCUCUCCGGCAUAUGACCACAGAUGCUGCGCCGACUAAAUGAAACUUUUUUUUCUGGUAAAUACUAUGCUCUGAGUACGAUUAUCUGGCAACAGUAGACCAUCUUUAUUCAGUUUCACCGCCGUCUAAGGGUUAAUGAUAUGUACCUUCAGAUAUAACUAUGAUUUGUGGAUGUAGCAACUUGGUGUUCUUCCCAGAUAGUUUUAUUAAGUAGAGGGCGAUCCAUACCUCUAAACGGCUUCAUCACACAGUUCCUAAGUCACCAAGUAUAGAACCCUGAUUUUUAACUUUGAUUUGAUGGAUGAUUUCAACGCUUACUUGCUUUUUAUAUUUCAGGUUAUCUAUGAAUUUUUGUGUGUGUUCUCUUUACCUUUGUUAUUGCACUUGUUAACACCACUGGAUUAUAAAGAACUUAAGCUAAUAUGUAACUUGUAAUUUAUAUAUCUACCUAUUUUCAUUGAUUAUCUAGUUAUUUAUAUUAUAUUAACAUGUAAUUUGAUAUUUUUUCUUGUUUAGUUACAGGUAUUACUGAUAACUGGGUAUUGAAGGAUAUGGUUAGAAUACUUUGGAGUUAAGGAGUUUAGGAUCACCAGGAAAUCUUGUACUAAAUUCCUUUCUAGAUCAUGUAAUGUAUUUUGGAAGGGCUCCUCGCCAUUGACCCUUCUGGAUUAUGGCUCUGUCUGUAGAUGCCAUUGUAUAUCUGUGCAGGGAAAGACUUGUGAUAUCUUAGUUCUUUUAACCCGGUAGCUGUGGGGAUCAUGUUUCUUAAAGGCCCCUCUAAGCGAGAAAAAUGAGAAAAAAUCAUCACUCACACAAAGCAUUUCAUAAUACAUAUCAACGCUUUUGUGAUCAGUUUAUGCAUCAUCUAUUUUGGGGGUUUAUAUCGUGGCAAAAAUUUGGCCUGUUGCUGGUACACGGUAAAGCCACAAGUUUGUCCCGUUGCUGCUACCAGGUUAAUGUUUCUAAAUACAUACAGCCCUUUCCUUCUGUCCUUUCUUCUCCUCUUUCUUUUUCUUCCUUUUUUCUACUCUCUUCCUCUUUCUUCUUUUUUUUUUCCUUUUCCUUCCUCCCUCCUCUUUCUUCCUCUACUUACUUCUUCCUUCUCCCCUUCUUUCUCUUUUCCCAUCUUCUUUCUUCUCCCUUUUCUCCUUUUCCGCUCCUCCUUUUUCUUCCUUUCUGUCCUUCCUGUUCCUUCCUUCCCUCCUUUUUCUCCCUUUCUGUCCUUCCUGUUCCUUCCUUCCCUCCUUUUUCUCCUCCUUUCAUCUUCAUACCUCUCCUCCUUUUCCUUCCUUCCUUCUACUCUUUCUAUCUCCCCUCUUCCUUCCUUCCUUCCUCACCCUCCCAUUACCUGUCCCUGGUGUCUCCAUGUUAUAUUGAUGUGCUGGGAAGGAAAGAUGACGGAUUGACAAAAUGAUUAUCGCGAAAUUCAACCUUUAUUCCUGGUUUCUGUUAUACACAUGUCCAGGGAAAAACAAGUGAUUGAGUGAUUCUGCUAUUGUUUCUAAAUGCUACCAAUGUUCCUAUUUUUUGUUUUUCACAUGUGCAGGGAAGUUCAGGUGAUUAAGUGAUUUUAUUCUUUCUAAAUGCAACCAAUCCUCCUGUUUUCUGUUCUUCAUAUGUGCAGUAAAAAGCAGGUGAUAUGAUUUUUAACAAGGAAUGGCCUGUGAUGUGCUUGGCAGCCAAUCCCUCCAACAAAAUCGUGCAGUUCUUUGAUUGUGUUAAAGUAUGUCUAUAAAAAGAAAACUACCAACAGUCAUUAGGGCCACAGACAUAUGGAUUGUAUUUGAUUUGCAGUCUGUGAUGGUUUUAAAAAUAAUAAAUAUGGGUUUUAGUA